Plasmodium coatneyi is the source of this 3753-nucleotide messenger RNA. Its product is annotated as DNA polymerase I. NCBI's taxonomy places the organism in Eukaryota, Apicomplexa, Aconoidasida, Haemosporida, Plasmodiidae. Gene Ontology annotation, biological process: DNA-templated DNA replication; double-strand break repair. The transcript has a single exon. Bases 1 to 3753 code for a protein of 1250 amino acids. Gene Ontology annotation, molecular function: DNA-directed DNA polymerase activity; DNA binding. The record is from RefSeq and is a predicted model, not a curated record.
AUGAAAUUGUUCUCCUUUUUAAAACGAAGUCACAGACAUUUGGGAAUACACAGGAACGUCCACAAUGGCUCGUACAUAUGCAGGAGCAACGUCAGAUUUUUUCACACUAUAAAUUACGCGCACUUGGCGAAUUUGGUCAGCAGAAAAAGAAGCAAUUCGGACGAAGCGAGUUCGCUGCAUGCUCUGCUCAGCACUUUGUCGAAACGAAGGCAAAGCGAAAAUAGCCAUUACAGUGCAGUUAACAGUCACAAGGGGCACACCUACCACAUCGGAGCAGAUCACUAUCAAUACAAGAACAUUUUAACAAGGUGGAAAGAGCUAGUCAAGAUAUACAUAAGCUGGUUCCCAGAAAUUACCGAAGACAAAUAUAAGUCGAAAUGUUUUUCCCUACCCACCUAUUUGGUCAUCCACGUGGUGAUACCCGGUAGUGACAUAGCUCAGAUAGACACAUUGCAACAAUUUGAAGAAUUCAAUUUUGACACCCUCCUAAAAAGUAUUUAUCGAAAGGGGGCACACAUAUCUGAUAGGGACCUCCACAAGUAUCUUCCCGAAGGGGCAGAUCACUCUGUUUACAAUGCAGAAGGGGGAAGCUCACCAAAUGGAGGUGAAAGUAUUGAUGAGGAAGGAACUCACAGUUUAGAAGAAGACAACAAAGGGGAAGAUCCAAAUAGUGCCAAAAAUAAGUCCACCAAGAAAAAAAAAAAAAAUGACAAUUCGGAUAGUUACGAUGUACACUACGUUAUUGGUAGAAAUAUCGGCGAUGCGUACAACAGAGUAGAAAGCGUUAUAACUAAGGCGGAUGUUUCUGAACUGGGGGUACAAGUGCAGGAUCGAACCGAUCAAAGUGAUGAAGCGGAGGCAGGAGGCGAAAGGAACUACUUCUUCUCUCUUAACUUGCUUGAACUGAAAGGUAACGAGGCGGACAGGGAAAUACUAAGUCGAUGUAUGAGGGGGGAUUUUACAGAGACAGUUGACCCCAUGGCGAAAUCUGAACCCAAUGGUGACCACCACCCCCAUCCUUUUCUCUUCGUCGUAUACGACUAUAAAACUCUAAUUCACAUAUUUAAUAACGUCAAAUUGGAAAUGCCAAACAUCGCCAGCGUCUUCGAUGUCUAUAUUUUGAGUUCCCUAUUGCAGCUAGUCCAGAGGGGGGAGAAGCUUCAAAAUGUGUUUAGUGCAUAUGCAACGCUGUCUGGGGGAAAUAUACUGUCGAUGCUAAACAGUACGUCCGUUUUGGAGCUACCCACUGUUGAGUCCACGAGGAAAUGUCACUUUGCCAUUAUGCCACCCGAAUUUUCGGACAUCAUUUCUGGGAAAUAUGGUAUUUUCGGGUGGGGCAAGUACCAGAAGAUGAAAAUAAAGCAAGAAAGGAAGAAAAAGGGAGUCAGCGCUGGACAAAAGAAGGGGAAGGAUAACCGUGGCAUUUCGGAGGGUGACUCUCAUGAUGGUGCCACUUCCACCCUCCCCAGUGCAGCACAACAAACCAGCAGGGUGAGACAGAACCAUUUCAGCUUCACUCGCGUACAAGUGAGCGACCAAAGGAGCAUUAAAAAAUUGUCCUUCGGAAAUAAAAGGAGUCUGUACGAAAUAACGGAGGAAGAUAUGAUCAGCUACUGUGUAUCGAGAAAUUGCUGCAUGAUGGUACUCUUCCAUUUUUUGAUGGACAUAUUUGCAAAGAAUUUAAACUUGUUAAAUAUUUACGUCAAAAUUGAGCAGCCACUCAUCCUCUGUAUUAGCGAAAUUGAAAGGAGAGGCAUUUUUUUAAACCGGAAGAAAAUUGAGGAAAUUCACCAAAGUUGUAGUAACCCCUUAGUGUAUAAGGAAGAGAUAGAACACCUCUGUCAGUGUAACAUCAAUUUGAAUUCAUCCAAGCAGGUUGCAUCCCUCAUAUAUGGACACUUGCUCGAUCUUACUGUGAGCCCUAACGUGGAGGUAGUCACGAAGACUGGAGACGCAGUGCCUCAUGCAGAAAGUGUAAAUUAUGAUUAUACGGUUGGAAGGAACAAGGGUGGUGAACCGUUAAGUCACAUAUAUGAUGAGUUUUACCAGACGGAAGGGACAUUUGAGCGUGAGAAGGAAAACAGAGGGGUGGACGCAACAGGUUCACAGUUGCAAUCUUACGGAGGCACGAACAAAGAAGAUACGAUGAGGAGAGGAGCCAAGUUAGAGAAGAGUAACUUACUAAAAAACACCAUUACGAAUGGUAACUACUCCGGUUCUGUGACAGAGCCGUCUUUGGUUAUUUCUAAAUCGGAGGAAACGAAGCCAUUCCCCCAAUUUAACAACACCAUUAACGAAAUGAGAAGAAGCAAAAGUCUGCAAACGAACAACAAAACGCUCAAAUUAAUUGUGGACGAAAUUGAACGAAAUGAACUUAUUACAGAAAAGGAAAAGGAAAAAAUAAAAAAAAUUAUCAGCAAUGUGAAACUGUACAGGGAGUCCAAGAAGCUCUUUCAGAAUUAUAUAGAAAAUUUACCCAAGUUUAUACAGAAGGAGACAAAUAAGAUUCACUGUAACUUCAAUCAGAUAGGGGCGUCUACAGGUCGGCUCUCUUGCGAGCACCCCAACUUGCAGAACAUCCACUCGAGGUUCCGCUGCGCGGUAUCACUCAAGAGGGGGGGUGUCGACAGCGGCGAGGUGGGCAGCACCGACAUAGAAAAGGACAAGCUGAUGACGGCAGGAGAUCCACCCGGAGAAAUGUUAACCUGUGAAAUGUCCCCCCACGAAGGUGCCCCCCCCGAUGGCGAAAACCUCAUCACCUUCGACUACAAGCAGAUGGAAUUGUUCGUCAUGGCGUACCUCAGCUUCGACGUGCAGUUACUGAAGAUGCUGCAGAGCGGCGACGUCUUCGUUGAGACGGCGAAGGUACUAUUUAACACAACACAAGUGACGAGCGAGCUGAGGAGAAUGACCAAAACGGUCAUCUAUGGGAUUCUAUACGGGCAGACUGAAAAUGGAUUGGCUAAGAGCCUCCUGAUAAGCGAAGGAAUGGCAAGUAACUUAAUUUCGAAUUUCUUUCAGGUUUUCCCCAACGUGUACAAAUUUAUGGAAAUGCAGAAAAUUUUGCUCAAGCAUAUGAAUAGAGUAUACACGUUAAUCGGGCGCAAGAGGGUAAUUGAACCCACCGUAAAAAACAAGUAUCGCAUAAGUAUGAACACGCCGAUUCAGGGGUGCGCGGCGGACGUCAUGAAGUUCGCCCUGCUGUCUUGCUUCCGCAUCAUGGAACAUGGGCGUGGGCGCCAUGGCUUCAGCGAUUUCGACGGUGUACAUGGACCACAUAGAGAGCACAACGUACACCCCACCUACCGCUGGCCGCAGGACGAACGCCUGUUAGAAAUGAACAACGUGAGUGCAAACCUCCUGGAGGAAAACAAGCCAUUCCUAGGAGCAACCAAAUUAGUUUUGCAAGUGCACGAUGAAUUGUUAUUUGAAAGCACCAGAAGAGCCACGGCUUCGAUCAUUCGACUCUUCAGCCCCAUCCUAGAAAAGGCCUUCUACAAUUUAAUUCACUACACAAAUGCGUGCGAUAGGUUGGUUCUGCUUUACGAUUACAUGCAUGAUCAUAUUUCUGUGCAGACAUAUAUACAUUAUCUGCAGCUAUCUAAUAAUGGCCAGACGUGGGAUUCCUACUCCUGUGGGCCAAAAGAUAGGUACUAUAAUUCGUCCAACAAAUUAAAUUCAAUUUUUGAAGAAUUCAAUUUUACGUUACCGAUUAAGGUAGAAACGGGGGACUACUACAAGGAAUUUUCUUAA